Messenger RNA from Capsicum annuum, 822 nucleotides. RefSeq names its product NADH dehydrogenase [ubiquinone] 1 beta subcomplex subunit 10-B. The record is from RefSeq and is a predicted model, not a curated record. The transcript is spliced from 3 exons. Lineage: Eukaryota; Viridiplantae; Streptophyta; Magnoliopsida; Solanales; Solanaceae. Bases 249 to 566 code for a protein of 105 amino acids.
AUAUUAAAAUUAAUUUUUUUUAAAUUAAAUAAACUUCAAAUAUAAUUUCUCUUUAAGUUUAAAAAUAUUGAAUCCAUUUUAUUCAAAUAUAUUAUUUAAAUAAAUAAUAAAAAAAAGAAAGUGUAUUGACCCAAAUUUUAUCUUUCACGAGCCAAUACGCUGUUUUUAGCAAAUUCACUCAUCACUCGAAUCCUGCACUAGAGAAAUCAAUUCCAGUCCAGAGAAAAGAGGAAUCUGACAAAAAGAGAAUGGGGAGGAAGAAGGGAGUAGAGUUCGAUGAAGGAGCACCUGAUGACUUCGACCCGAAUAACCCGUACAAGGACCCGGUUGCUUUCUUUGAAAUGAGAGAGCAUUUGGUGAGAGAGAAGUGGGUGGACAUUGAAAAAGCGAAGAUCCUUCGUGAAAAGCUUCGUUGGUGCUACCGUAUUGAAGGUGUUAAUCACCUUCAGAAGUGCCGCCAUCUUGUCCAGCAGUACCUUGAUGCAACCCGUGGUGUCGGGUGGGGCAAAGACCUUCGUCCUCCCUUUAUGCACGGGCCCAAGGUUGCAGCUGUCGACUCAGAAUGAUUAGGCCUAUUUAUCUCAGGUUCAUGUUUCCAGUUGAAAGUAUUAACUUCAGAGUUUGUUGGGCUUACCAACUGGUGAAUUUCAAUUAAUCACUUCUUCUGUAAUUCACUUCUUAAGACUUGAUUUUUUCGUUUCGUAUCAUGUGAGACAACAAUGGUUUGCAAUGAAUUUUAACUACAGCCUCGUACUUUUUUUCUUUUGAGGGAACAAUGUUUCAUAGUGGAAAUAAAUGAAAAAACGGUCUUCCUUAUUGGUC